CAUAUGGUAUUCAUGGGCAGCAAGCCAGAUUCGGCGGAGAAUGUCUUCUUUGCGCAUGUGGAAAAAAACGGCGGCGAAUGCUCCUCAUCAAUCUUCAGCGAGGACACGCUUUUCUCCUUACUGUGAACACUUGGAUUCGAGUCUAGAAUACUUAAUGUUCUCUCUGAAGCAUCCGUUGAUGGUGCAGGAGACGAUGGAACGUGCCCGCGCUCUCGUGGACUCUGAGUUUCAGCAGAAGGUGCAAAAUGAUGUAUUUCGUCGCAACCAGCUGCUCGCCAGUCUGGCCACCGAUGGCUAUCCGCAUGGCUCCUUUAACUGGGGUAACAUGAAAUCGCUUAAGGAUAAAGUCGAUGACAGUGCCCUGCACAGAGCCCUUCACGAUGCCUGGCGCGAUAACUAUGCGGCCAAUCGCAUGUACGUGUGCCUGCAGGGUAUCAUGCCUAUCGAUGUGCUAGAGAACAUGGUGGUACGCCACUUUUCCAAGCUGCUCCGCAAUGACAUCAAGGCGCCCGACCUGACCAAGUUCGAUUACCGCAACGCCUUCCGUCCGGCGUUCCACGAGCAAGUCUUCCUCGUGAAGGCCGUGGAGAAAUGGCGCAAGUUUGAGCUAACCUGGGUGCUUCCUAACAUGCGUCAGUACUAUCACAGCAAUCCGGAUAAGUUUCUCUCCUACCUGAUCGAGUACAAGGGAAACGGUAGUCUCUACGCCUACCUGGAGCGCCGCCACUGGGCCCACCAUCUCCAUGCUGGCAUAGACGAGACCGGCUUCAAUCUACACUCAAUGCACUCAUUUUUUAAAGUGGACAUUGGCCUCACCGACGAGGGAUUUCAGCACAUCGAUCAGGUUCUGUCCGCCACCUUUGCCUAUUUGAAGGUCUUCUCCAACUGUUCCAGCGGUUCCUUGCGUCAGUUGUACGAACAGCAGCAGAAGAGUAAGGUCGCAGAGUUUCGUCUCCCUGACCGUAUCUAUAAACACGAUGUCGAUGAACUGGUCUUCAAAAGCAAAUACUAUCCCCCCAAGGAUAUACUCACCGCCAGGGAGCUCUACUUCGACACCGACGAGCAGCACCUGUCCGAACUGAUCGGCCACCUGAACAGUUUUAAAUUCAAUCUAAUGAUUACCUCGCAAGAGCCGUACGAGGGCAUGCCAUACGACAAGCGGGAGGAGUGGUUCGGCACCGAGUACACCACUUUACCGAUGCCAGCAAAGUGGAAGAAGCUGUGGAUCGAAUCAGAGCCCAUUGAUGAGCUCUUUCUACCCGAAGCCAAUCCCUUUGUGGCCCACGACUUCAAGAUAUUCUGGAAUGAGCAGGGCAAGCCCACGCUGCCACCUUACCCCAAGAGGUUGGUAAAGACAGACACCUGCGAGCUGUGGUUCCGACAGGAUGACAAAUUUGGGAAGCCGCAGGCCUACUUAUGCUUCUUUUUCAUCACGCCGCUGCUGAGUCAGAGUGCGAAGAACGCUGCUAUGUGCGACUUGUACGUUUCAUUGGUGAAAGCGCACGUGCACAAGGAAAUGGCUCUCGCCGAAAAGGCAAAUCUCACCUACUGCUUCAUGGUUUACGACAAUGGUUUGCGGCUAUUUGUGAAGGGCUACAAUGAAAAGCUCCAUCUGAUUGUGGAGGCCAUUGCCGAAGGUAUGGUCAGUGUGGGCGCCACCCUCUGUGAAUGUUUACUCACCACCUGCCUCAAGAUGCUGGGCGAAUCCUACUUAGAACUACUGAAAUGUCCAUCCCAGUUAGCAACGGACAUCCUCGCCCGUGUGCUUGGAGAAAAUCCAUGGGCCACAAUUGACCAGUACAAGUUCCUUAAAGACAUCACCAUGGAGGAUUUCAAGGUGUUUGCCCAGAAGUUACCGCAAGAGAUGUACAUCAAGGCCCUCGUACAGGGAAACUACACGGAGGAGUCAGCCCACAAGGUGCUUAAUUCGGUACUCAGCCGGUUGAAAUGCGAGCCCAUUAAAGAUCAUAGGCUCGUAGAGAAUCGCAUCGUAAAGCUUCCGCAGCACCGCCCAGUCUUCUGCUGCGAAACCGCCUGCCACCACACUACAACCACUAAUAUCAACAACUUCUACCAAGUCGGAGAAAACUCUUUACGCGUGGAGGCCAUACUCGACCUCUUGAAUACGUUGUUCAAUAGCCCGGACUUGUAUCUCAAGAAAGUCGGCGAAGGGAUUAAUGGCUGGGUCCACGUCAAAAACGGCAUUGUCGGCUAUACCCUUACGGUAAACUUGAAGGAGACUUUUGAAGAGGACAGCGCCAAACAAAUGCAGAACGAGAUUGAGGUAUUUCGCUGUAAGGUUUGUAUGAUUCCCAUGCAAAUGGAUGCCAAAUGCUUUGCAUCCUGGGUAGACGACCUUCUCCAUUUGGGAGUUGCCCCUGCACAUACUCUGUUGGAUGAGGUGGCAGACAAUUUUCGCGAGAUCAUCGGCGGGGACUAUAUCUUCGGUCGUAGACAGAAGAAGGCCGAUGUGUUGCGCACUCUAACCAAAUCGGAUGUCACUCGCUUCCUAUUCGAUACCGAUUGGCGCGAACUGUCUAUUCAAGUCAUAGGACACCAACCGUCAGAUACAGUAGACGAAGAGGAAGACGAUGUCGAAGACGAAGGGGAGGACGAAGACGAAUACGAAGAGGAGGACGAUGUCGAAGAGGAAGACGAUGUCGAAUACGAAAUGGAAUACGAACACGAAUUAGAAGUCAUGAACAGUGUCAUUGCCGAAUUCAGAAGCGGUCUCGAGAUUUACCCAAAGCGCUCUGUAGAACCAUGUGCUGAAGGAAACUAGACGUACCGCAGCCGUCGCCGAUUUUCUAUGGCAGAAUUAAGAUUUGCAGAACAAAGAUUUGCAUACAACCCAGUCAAAUCCGUCUACGGAUGAAUUUCUAAUUUUUUUUUUUUGAAUUUAAUUUCCCAUACAUUUAUCAUUAACUUCACAUAUGGAUAUACAUAGAUGAAUUUCUAAGUUUAGUUCAAUAUUAAUAUUACAAGAAAAUUACAAGAAUAUAAUCAUCAUCUUCACAUAUGGAUAUAGACUUGCGAAAUGUCGUAUCUGUCUGAUCGUCUUACAAAUCUUACAAAUCUUACAUAGAUGUGUUUCCCGUCGACAAGAUCCUGAAAUCAGAGAAGCUGACAGCUGCAAACGGCGGUGACCAGUAAGUGUGGGUUAGUCUGCUGAGCUCUGAGAACAUGUUCCUUUAAAUGUAAUUUGUAAUUUUGAUCAACUAAAUGUAUAAUAAAUCUCCUACGCCACAAACAA
Drosophila miranda is the source of this 3253-nucleotide messenger RNA. Its product is annotated as nardilysin-like. The transcript has 3 exons. Gene Ontology annotation, molecular function: metal ion binding. Bases 41 to 2782 code for a protein of 913 amino acids. The record is from RefSeq and is a predicted model, not a curated record. Lineage: Eukaryota; Metazoa; Arthropoda; Insecta; Diptera; Drosophilidae.